This is a messenger RNA of Plasmodium vivax (malaria parasite P. vivax), 2166 nucleotides long. RefSeq names its product oxidoreductase, aldo/keto reductase domain containing protein. The coding region runs from base 1 to 2166 and encodes 721 amino acids. The transcript has a single exon. The record is from RefSeq and is a predicted model, not a curated record. Lineage: Eukaryota; Apicomplexa; Aconoidasida; Haemosporida; Plasmodiidae.
AUGGAUAAGCGCAAGGGAAAUUCCAACGACGAUCUGUUUAGCCUAAUCAGGGAAGGGGAGAAUCACCGGGGGAAGGCCUUCCCCACAGGAGCGACAAACCAGUAUGGGAAAGACAAACCGGGUGUUGAGGCUCCCCAGGAGAAUCGCCUCCCCCUGAAGGAGGACGACGUGACCUACAAGUACGUAGAAGAAAUGGAAGCAAAAAAAAUUAACAUCCGUGGAGUGGACAUAGAAUACCGUGUGUACAAUUUAGAAGAAGGAAUAUACAUUGUAGAUAACGCAAAUUAUGAGAAGAUAAAAAAAUUGUGGGAUGAAGACGAAUUGAAGAAGGCCAAAGAAAAUUUCCAAGGAUCUUUUGGCAUAAAAAAUCAGGGCAUUAAAGAGGAGGACUGGAUUAUGCUGCCACUAGAUUAUGAUGAAGAUAAGAAUAUCAAAUUGGUGAAGGCAGAUUUUGACAACCCCACGUAUGAUUAUAUAAUCACGUACUACGAUAAGGAGAGGAAUUACCAUUUUGAAUAUAAAAGGAGAAAUUAUUACAAGCCGUUUCGAAACACAGAGCAUGAGACACCACCAUACAAAUCUGAGUUAGAGGAAGACAGAAGAUACUAUGGCAAAGAAAUUAUCAUUCCUAAGAAAAAGCUAGACAAUGAAAUUUUUAGGCAACCAAUGUUGAGUGACGUUUUGACAGGGGGAUGCAAUAGAGAACCCAUAGGAUUAGAAUCAUGGAGGUAUGUAAAAUACCCAUACGGAAAUUUAAUUGAGUAUCAAAAAUACAGCCAACUUUAUUGUGUUAAAAAAAAUGGGAAAGAUAAACCCGUUAUGAGAUACCACUAUUUGGGGAAUAGCAAUUUAGCUGUUUCUGAAAUUUGCCUAGGCACCAUGAAUUUCGGAAACUACGUGGAUCAGAAAUUGGCCCACGAAUUAUUUGAUUAUGCUUAUGAGGAAUUCCAGGUGAAUUUUUUCGACACGGCAGAAAUUUAUCCCCUGCCUGUGAGCGAGAACUACUUUGGCUUGUCGGAGGAAAUUUUGGGGAACUGGAUUAGGGCUAAGGGGAAGGCCAACCGGCACAAGUUCGUCAUUGCGACGAAGAUUUGCGGCAGGACGGAUAGGAUUCCCUGGGCUAGGAAGUACAAGCGGGGGGGAGCGGCUGGAGCUGUUGGAGCGGCGGCUGGGUCAGCGGCUGGGACAGCGAACGGACAGGGAAGCCGCUACGAGGGAAGCCGCUACCAGGACAACCGCGAGCGGGAGAGCAAAAGCCCGAUGGAAAAACUCGAGGAGCUAAAGAGAAAGGAGGAACUAUACCUCAAAAAGGACUACGAAGCGGUGGAAAAUAUGAAAGAACUGGAGAAGGGGAAGCAGAGUGAGGGAAGUGACAACCUAAUCACACUGAGCAAGGAGAAUAUCAUUUCGAGCGUGGAUAGCUGCUUGAUGAGGCUGAAGACGAAUUACAUAGACUUGCUGCAACUGCAUUGGCCAGACAGGUACUACCCCGAUCAGUCUUCGGGAGAUUAUAGCCACGUGCUUUACGACUAUAAUAAGUACUAUGACGAUUUUGUGCCCUUUGUAGAGCAGCUGCAAGCAAUUAAUGAGUUAAAAAAAAAAGGGAAAAUUAGAGAAUGGGGGUUAAGUAAUGAAACUCCCUUUGGAUUACUCAAAUUUUAUGACUUAUGCAAACAGUUACAUAUAUCUCCACCCGUAUCGGUGCAGUUAGAAUACAAUUUAUUAUGCCGUAAUGAUGUAGAAAAAGGGUUUCUAGAAAUUUGUAGGCCCCAAAAUGCGAAUGUGUCCAUUUUGGCUUAUUCCCCCUUAUGUGCUGGGAUCUUAACGGGGAAGUAUUUAGAGUACACGGAUUACACCACGAAGGGGAGAAUGCAGAAGUUUCCAUCCUACAUGAAGCGGCUGCGAGGAUCCAUAGCCACUUACAUCAUUCGGGAGCUGUAUUAUUUAAGUCAGAAAUACUACUUCCCUAACCUGACGGUGGCCGCCCUAAAGUGGGUGUACACGCGGUCGUUCGUCACGUCCACCGUUAUCGGCGUUUCCGACUUCCUGCAGCUGCGGGAAAAUUUGCACUCGCUCACGGAGGACGUGCUGUUUACGGACAAGCUGGAGCGCGAGAUAAACGCGCUGCACUGGAAGUUCAGGGACCCCAUCCGGAUCAUCCAGUGA